This is a messenger RNA of Lucilia cuprina (Australian sheep blowfly), 649 nucleotides long. Its product is annotated as ADP-ribosylation factor GTPase-activating protein 2. NCBI's taxonomy places the organism in Eukaryota, Metazoa, Arthropoda, Insecta, Diptera, Calliphoridae. The record is from RefSeq and is a predicted model, not a curated record. The transcript has 3 exons. The coding region runs from base 279 to 614 and encodes 111 amino acids.
UUAUUGUAACUGGAGAACAGCUUUAUUUGGAUAAUCAAUCAGAAAAAUUGGAAAAUAAUGAUAAUGCCAAAGAAGAGGAAGAUUUCUUUGCCCAAUGCCAUAGUGAUAAUAAAGAUGCAUUUUUCGAUAAUAAUACUAGCGAUAGCAAUAAUGCGCAAAAGAUCGAUUUACCUGUUAAGACUUUAACGCCGUCUACCAAUGACAAACCCACCGCUGCUGAUACUUUAACCGGUGCUCCUAGUGUAGAUUUAUUAAAUUCAGUAGUACCACAACAAACCAUGACUUCCUCAAUAGGAGUACGCAAAAUACAACCCAAAAAAUCUGGUUUGGGUGCUCGCAAAACAGGCGGCUUAGGUGCUACUAAAGUUAAAACAAAUUUUGCUGAAAUCGAACAACGUGCCAAUAUGGCUAAUCAAUUAAAAGAUGCUCCAAUUGUGCCUGACAAACCUCUAACCGCUGAAGAGGAACUAGAAUCUGUGGCUAGCAUGCGUUUGGCCUAUCAGGAUUUAUCGCUGAAACAAUCGCAACAGGAAAAUAAAUUAAAGUCUAUCGAUCCGGUAAAGGCAAAACAAAUGGAACGUUUGGGCAUGGGCUUUAAUUUGAAAGGAAAGUAAGUUGAAUUGGGGCUUAUUUUCCGUGUAAAAGACUG